AGAUGGCGGCGGCCGCGGCGCUGAGGGCGGUGGGAGGGCGGCGACGCGCCAGGUGUUGCAGCUGGAGGCGCGCGGGCUCUGCACGAAGCCAAAUAAACAAAGCGGGACGCCGCCAAAAAAGAUUCCUCCAGGCUGCUGUUUGGCUGGGUCAGGCUGUGCAGGGAGUCAGACCUCUUCCAAAGGUGGCUUCCCAUCCUCCUGCUUCCCUCUGCUCUUCCUUCCUGCCCUGCACCUUCCAGCUGACAGAGAGAAAUGUAGUGGCACCACAGGGAAGCACCAAGCUGCUUGCCACCAAGGCACCAGGUGAAUUUCCUAAAAUGUUGUCUUCUAGCUCUCUCCUACUGUCCACAGACAAAGAUGAGAGCAUAUCUAGUACCAGCCUCGAGGAAGCUUCAAAACCCGCUGAAGACACGAGGAGGUUCAUGUCAAGAAAAACUGUGGUUGCAUUUCCUCAGCGAGGAGUUGUUUCCUCCCUUGGGGAGGAAAACCUCACUGCACCUGCAACAGGAGGCUUGAGGAAAGAGUUAGUCGAGGAACAGACUUCGUCCUCAUCCAGCUCAGAGUCAGAUUCUAGCUCAGAUUCUGAGGAAGAAAAUGAGGAUUCAGGAGUUGCUGUUAAAACUAAAGUUGAGUUUCCUAAGCGAGAUCCCAUCUUUUCUGAGAACAUAGCAGUAAAGGCAUCAAUGCUAGCAAAAGAGAAUUUAUUCCAGAAAUCCCACAAAGAGUAUGGACUUAAGAAGCUGUCACGCCAACCAGAAAUAAUUGUAUCUCCUGUAAAGCAGGUCAAAUUUGCUAAAAAAUCAGUCAGCCAGGAAACAUCAAAAGCAAGAGACCCCAAAGUAAAAUCCACUCCAGAAGCAGCAGAUUGGCAGAAGUUGGUCUUAAAACCAGGUGUGGUGAGAAGCCAAGACCUGACUGGUGUCACUCAUAAAUCUGAUUGUUUGGAGGAAAAGUCCAUCGGAACCCAAGUAGCAGCAAUUCAGCUGAAAACUUCAGCAGCUACACGGGAAGACAGAGAGCAAAAAGUGGUAUCCAGAGGAGAGAAGAAAAAGGUGAAGGAGGCACAGGAGUCAGAAGCAAAAGAAGUAACUGCUCCUGAAGUGGAAGAGACUUCUGGAAGCACAGGGUUGGUGAUGGGCACCACGGCAAAGGAGGAGACCAUUCAGGAAGCAGGAGUCCAGGCUGGAGAAAGCAGCACAACAGAGGAGACUGCAGCACUUGGUGAGCCUGCUCCAGAGGAAAUGGAUAAUUCCACCUACAAGAACCUUCAGCACCACGAGUAUCACACUUACACCUUUGCUGAUUAUAUUACUGUUCUCUCAAAGUUCAGGCAGCCUCAGCCAUCUUCUGGAAGACCAUCACCAAGGCACUGAAAGAACCACGUUUAAAGCAAAUGCCCAGGCAGAAUGAUGAAUUGUUCUGUUUAACACUGUUGCUUCAUCUGUAUAAUUUAAAUCAGAUAAUAGAUAAUAAAUAAUAAAUAAAUGCAUAACAACUUUGA
Molecule: messenger RNA, 1501 nt
Organism: Manacus vitellinus (golden-collared manakin)
Lineage: Eukaryota; Metazoa; Chordata; Aves; Passeriformes; Pipridae
Gene: NDUFV3
Product: NADH:ubiquinone oxidoreductase subunit V3
Exons: 5
Coding region: 3-1373 (456 amino acids)
Biological process (GO): mitochondrial ATP synthesis coupled electron transport
Cellular component (GO): mitochondrion
Source: RefSeq, a predicted model, not a curated record